Molecule: messenger RNA, 2265 nt
Organism: Strongylocentrotus purpuratus (purple sea urchin)
Lineage: Eukaryota; Metazoa; Echinodermata; Echinoidea; Camarodonta; Strongylocentrotidae
Exons: 1
Coding region: 1-2265 (754 amino acids)
Biological process (GO): DNA integration
Molecular function (GO): nucleic acid binding
Source: RefSeq, a predicted model, not a curated record
AUGAUCUUGCAGGAACUAACCAGACUUAAACUUGCAUGGGAUGAGGAGAUUCCAAGCAAGGAAAUAGAGAGAUGGAAUGAAUGGUUACAGGAACUACCCAAGAUGACUGAAUUCCAGGUCAACAGAUGCAUCAAACCACAUGACUUUGGCAAGGUAGCAGAGUAUAAGCUACAUCACUUUGCAGAUGCUUCAGAGAAAGCCUAUGGAGUCGUUUCCUACCUGCGGAUGAAGGAUGUUGAGGGUCAGGUGCACUGCAGCAUACUAUUUGCAAGGUCACGUCUUGCACCCCUGAAGAGGAUGACAAUCCCACGGCUUGAACUGAUGGCGGCUACACUCUCUGUCACUAUAGACAGUAUGAUACAACGGGAACUGGAUCUGCCGCUCCAAGAGUCAGUGUUUUGGACUGACAGUUCAAUAGUACUUCAUUAUGUGAAGAAUGAGGAUAAACGUUUCCAUACGUUUGUAGCAAACAGAAUUACAACCAUUCAUGAGGGAUCUGAACCAAGGCAGUGGCGACAUGUUAACACUGAUGUCAAUCCAGCCGAUGAUGCCUCGCGUGGACUGACAGCUGAGGAAUUGACUGGACGAUGGAAAGAAGGGCCAAAAUUUUUGUGGUCAGAAGAAUGCGAUUGGCCUAAAAGCUUGACAGUGAAUGAGUCUAGCUUAGAGCAUGACCCAGAGGUAAAGCAAGACAAGACUGGAGUGUUUGCUGCAGCCGAAUCUGAAGUCAAGGCAACAGAUAGACUCCUUGAAAGUUACUCGUCCUGGUUCCGGCUGAAGAAAGGUAUUGCAUGGAUCCUGAAGGUCAAGGAGUGCUUGAGAAGAAAGGCACGCAAAGAUAUGAAUUUACUGGAUAUGAAGCAGCCAGUAACAGUUGAUGAGAUGACUGUAGCUGAAGAAGCAAUUGUCAGAUACGUUCAGCAACAGACCUAUGCUGAGGAGUACAGAGUCUUACAGCAAAAUAAGACUACACAACGGUCACCCACUCGAAUAGCAAAAUCCAGCCCACUAUCUAAAUUGAGCGUGAAACUCACAGACGAAGGAUUGAUAUGCGUUGGAGGAAGACUACACAAUGCACCACUAGAAGAGCAGACAAAACACCCAGUGAUUUUGCCUUCCAAGCAUCAUGUAGUACAGCUUUUGGUGAGACAUUACCACAUUAUGUGUGGUCACUCAGGGAAGGAGUAUGUGCUAUCCCUACUCAGACAACGAUUUUGGAUAAUCAGAGGGAGGUUAGCAGUUCGUCAUGUACUACACAAGUGUUUCACAUGUAAACGUCAACGUGCAAAACCAGUGGAACAGAAGAUGGCAGAUUUGCCGGCAGAUAGAGUGGUACCAGAAAAACCUCCAUUCAGUAACGUGGGAGUUGACUGCUUUGGCCCAUACAUGGUGAGACAAGGAAGGAGCUCUGUGAAGAGAUAUGGAUGUAUAUUCACUUGUCUGGUUAUAAGAGCAAUACACAUAGAGGUACUGCAUUCAUUGGAGACGGAUUCAUUUCUGAAUGCCCUUCAGAGAUUUAUUUCACGCAGAGGACAACCAGAGAUUAUCAGAUCCGACAAUGGUACAAAUUUCAUAGGUGCUGAACGUGAACUGAGGGAGGGAUUGAAACGAUGGAACCAGGAGAAGAUCCACGAUAAUCUCCUUCAACAAGGAAUUGAUUGGAAAUUCAAUCCACCGAGAGCAUCCCAUAUGGGUGGAUCAUGGGAAAGACAAAUCAGAACUACGAGAAAGGUCUUGAAUGCAGUCAUGAAGCAGCAGGUUCUGAAUGAUGAGGGCUUAACGACUCUUAUGUGUCUAGUAGAGGCAAUUAUCAAUGGGCGUCCACUCACCAUAACAUCUGAUGACGCAAGGGAUGCAGAGCCUCUCACACCAAAUCAUCUGCUGCUCCUGAGGUCAAAAAAUGCUCUACCACCUGAUGUGUUCCAGAAACAUGAUCUGUAUGGACGUCGACGCUGGCGGCAGAUUCAAUACCUGGCAGACUUAUUUUGGCACAGGUGGGUGAAGGAAUACCUACCUUCCUUACAACAGCGGCAGAAGUGGCUGAAAGAGACGAGAAAUCUGGAGGAAGGUGACAUCGUGCUGAUUAUCGACAAUCUGCCGAGGAACAAGUGGUUGACGGGAAGAGUAAUCGAAACCUAUCCUGGGAAGGACAAGCUCGUCCGAUCGGUGAAGCUGAAACAUAGCACCGGUAUCCUAGUCAGGCCUGUGCAGAAACUAUGUCUUUUGGAAGAAGCAGAUAGCGUAUUGGUGAACCACAGCGACUAA